AAACUAGAAGGAAAAAAUUAAAACAAAAAGAUAACACACGCAAACAAGCAAAGCAAAGCAACUCGACACAUAUUCCGUCUGUGAGUGUAGAAAUCUACAAUCCAGCGGUCUCAUCCACGCACUGCCAAAAAUCCUCAAAACCCACCCUAACCCUCUCUCUCUCUCUCUCUCCCCUUUUUCUAUUAUCAUAUUUUUGUUUCUUUCCCAUUCAAAUUUCUAGGGCCUGACCGCCGCAGACAUGGCUUCUCACGCCGCCAAUCUAUGGGUGCUGCUCGGCUUGGGUUUAGCUGGAAUUUUUCUGAUGACUAAAAGGCUUAAGAAAACUAUUAAAGCCGACUUUGGGGCUUUUAUUCAGAAGUUAGAGUUGCUUCCUCCGCCUCAGCCUGCCCCUCCUAAAGCUCCCCAUCCUCUCACCGGUCUCAAUUUCGCCGUUUCUGAUGUAUUUGACAUUGAAGGGUAUGUGACUGGGUUUGGCCAUCCAGACUGGUUGAAGACACAUGAACCAUCUACUCGCACAUCACCUGUGGUUUUGGCCCUUGUAGAAGGAGGUGCUACCUGUAUAGGGAAAACUGUUGUGGAUGAACUGGCAUACAGUAUCCAUGGAGAGAAUAAACACUAUAGCACACCAACCAAUCCUGCUGCACCUGCACGCAUUUCAGGUGGAUCCUCUAGUGGAGCAGCUGUUGCUGUUGCUGCUGAUUUUGUGGACUUCUCUUUAGGCAUCGAUACUCUUGGUGGCAUAAGGGUACCUGCAGCUUUUUGUGGUGUUAUUGGAUUCCGGCCCUCAUAUGGUGUUAUUUCUAACACUGGAAUUAUACCUGUUUCAUCAAGCCUCGACACUGUUGGAUUGUUUGCUAAGGAUCCUAGCACUCUUCGUCGAGUUGGCCUUGUGCUCUUGCAACUUCCAUUUUCUGUUCAACGCAACCCUAAGCAAAUCCUUUUAGCUGAUGAUUGUUUUGAACUGCUAAAGAUUCCUAAGGAUAGAAUUUCACAAGUGGUGACUAAUUCCACUGAGAAGCAUUUUGGAAGACAAGUAUUGAAGCAUGAAAAUCUUGAGAAAUACUUCAGUUCUAAGGUCCCAAGCUUGAAGGAGUUUUAUAGCCAGAAAAUAAAUGGUGAUUCAAAAAUUUCAUCCUUAACAUUGCUUGCAAAUGUUGCACAGAUUCUUCAAAGAUAUGAGUUUAAACGUACGCAUGGAGAAUGGAUUAAUUCUGAAAAGCCUGUUCUUGAUUCUGCCAUCUCUGCGCAAAUAAAUGAAACACUUGAUAUGACGGAUAAGGAGAUUGAAAUUUGCAAAUUGGUUAGGACUGAGAUGCGUUUGGCUGUCAAUAAUCUUUUGAAGGAUGAUGGAAUUCUGGUGAUUCCUACCACUGCUUAUCCCCCUCCAAAACUUGGUAGUAAGGAAAUCUUCUCAGAUGACUACCAGAACCGUAGUUUUAGUCUGUUGAGUAUUGCUAGCAUCUCUGGUUGCUGUCAGGUCACACUACCUCUUGGAUAUCAUGAUAAGUGCCCAGUCUCUGUGUCCUUCAUAGCCAGACAUGGGGGUGAUCGAUUUUUACUGGAUACAGUACAGACUGUAUAUUCAUCCCUGCAAGAGCAUGCUGAUACUGUUGCUAAGUCUAAAUUGUCGCCUAAUGCUGUCAAGCAGGAACAUUCUGCUGAGGCAGUUAAAGAAAAGGGCAACCAAGCAUACAAAGAUAAGCAAUGGCAGAAGGCUAUUGGGUUUUAUACUGAGGCUAUCAAGCUUAGUGACAAUAACGCAACAUAUUAUAGCAACAGGGCCGCAGCAUAUCUAGAACUAGGAAGUUUCCUCCAAGCAGAAACAGAUUGUACCAAAGCUAUCAGCCUUGAUAAAAAGAAUGUAAAGGCAUAUUUACGAAGAGGCACUGCUAGAGAGAUGCUUGGUUACUACAAGGAGGCAAUUGAGGAUUUUAGCUAUGCUCUGGUGCUUGAACCAACCAAUAAGAGAGCAGCCCUUUCUGCAGAUAGGUUAAGGAAGGUAUUUCAGUAAGUGAAUGGAAGAUAAUAAUGAAAUUACAAGUGGAUUCAGUGUUGCAGAAUUGGUUCAUACGAGUUCUAAGUCAUCCUUUUGAUUUUGUUGCAUCAAUUUCAAAGGAUGAAGAUUUUCAUGCAUCUGAGAUGGUCGCAGGAUGAGUUGGUUUUUCAUACUAUUAAUUUUUAUCUAUCGCUUUGGUCUGCAUCCUUUAUUUUAAAAUCAUUAUUAUAUUUUGGUAGGUAUUUAGUCCAGUUUUGUUUCUUUAUAAUUGUUCUUUGUAUUAUUGUAUAAUACUAGGAUCUUAUUGACUUCUACACAUUCCUUUUAUAUAUCGAGUUUUAUGCCUUAUGAA
This is a messenger RNA of Gossypium raimondii (Peruvian cotton), 2348 nucleotides long. RefSeq names its product outer envelope protein 64, chloroplastic. The transcript is spliced from 13 exons. Bases 239 to 2011 code for a protein of 590 amino acids. Gene Ontology annotation, molecular function: protein binding. Lineage: Eukaryota; Viridiplantae; Streptophyta; Magnoliopsida; Malvales; Malvaceae. The record is from RefSeq and is a predicted model, not a curated record.